AUGAAGAUUGAAACAGAGAGCAAGAAGUUGACCAAACCCUCAGCUCCAACAGCUGACCACCUUCGCAAGCUAAAAAUCUCUCUUAUUGAUCAGCUUCAGCCUCCAAUUUAUGUUGGUGUAAUUUUCUUCUACUCAUCCAAAAACGAUGUACACGACCCUUCAUUCGUGCCUAUUAGCGAAAAAUUCCGGCUGCUAGAGAAAGCGCUCACGGAAACCCUAACCCUCUUUUACCCUCUCGCCGGCCGGUAUGUCGAAGAGAAGUGCUUGGUCGAAUGUGACGACCACGGGGUGGAGUUCUUGGAAGCCAAAGCUGAUGGCACUCUUGAUCAGCUGCUCCAUGGAGAAACUGACCCCGAUGAUGUCCUCAGCCAUUUGGCAACUCAACCUCCUCAGGUGGACAAGAUGCCACCUCUAGUGGUUGUCCAAAUAACCACUUUCACUUGUGGCGGCAUGGCGGUCGGCCUGUGCAUCUCUCACAGGAUUGCCGACGUGACCACUAUAUCGUCCUUCAUGAGCACGUGGGCGAUGGCAUGUCGCGGAAGCAUUCAGAAGGUGAUCCAUCCGUGCUUCGAUCUAUCAUCUAUUUUCCCGCCAAGAGACUUGCCUAAGCUCUAG
Messenger RNA from Rhodamnia argentea, 615 nucleotides. RefSeq names its product acetyl-CoA-benzylalcohol acetyltransferase-like. The transcript has a single exon. The record is from RefSeq and is a predicted model, not a curated record. NCBI's taxonomy places the organism in Eukaryota, Viridiplantae, Streptophyta, Magnoliopsida, Myrtales, Myrtaceae. Bases 1 to 615 code for a protein of 204 amino acids.